Messenger RNA from Gastrolobium bilobum, 4817 nucleotides. RefSeq names its product disease resistance protein RPV1-like. Gene Ontology annotation, biological process: signal transduction; defense response. Bases 101 to 3445 code for a protein of 1114 amino acids. The record is from RefSeq and is a predicted model, not a curated record. The transcript is spliced from 9 exons. Gene Ontology annotation, molecular function: ADP binding. NCBI's taxonomy places the organism in Eukaryota, Viridiplantae, Streptophyta, Magnoliopsida, Fabales, Fabaceae.
UUUCUUGUAUACAAAAAUCGAAGGAGAGAAAGGAAGAAGAAAAGUGUGUUGGUUUUCCUUAGCACUCGCAAAUCGCAAUAGCUAGUCAGUCAGUCAGAAUAUGUCUUCUUCCUCCUCUCCCAAAAAGUACGAUGUAUUCAUUAGCUUCAGAGGUGAGGAUACACGAACCAAUUUCACUAGCCAUCUUCAUAAUGCUCUCUGCCGCGAAAACAUCGAAACAUACAUUGAUUAUGAGCUUGAAAAGGGAGAUGAGGUUUGGACUGCACUUGAAAAAGCAAUCAAGGACUCAAGUAUAUCCAUCAUCGUUUUCUCAGAAAACUAUGCUACAUCAAAAUGGUGCUUGGAAGAACUCGUCAAAAUACUCGAGUGCAGAAAAUAUCAUGGACAGGUAGUUAUACCUGUUUUCUAUGAAACAGAUCCAUCACAUGUACGUAAACAGAAGGGAAGUUACGAGAAAGCAUUUGCCAAACAUGAGAGAGAUUUCACGAAUAGUGGAUCUAACCAAGACAAAGUGUCUGAGUGGAAAGCUGCACUCGCUGAAGCCGCCAAUAUAUCUGGAUGGGACUCUGACUCUCGUACCCAUAGGGAUGAUUCUGAAUUCAUCCAAAACAUUGUGAACGAUGUUUGGCAAAAGCUGUCCCUGAUGUAUCCUAAUGAACUGAAAGGCCUUGUUGAAAUUGAUGAGAGCACUAAAUCCAUUGAAUCAUUACUCGAUCAAGUUCCAAGAAUUGGUAUUUGGGGCAUGGGCGGUAUAGGUAAGACAACCAUAGCUAGACACAUGUUUGCCAAACACUUUUCACAAUAUGACAGUGCAUGCUUCCUGGCAAAUGUAAGAGAAGAAUCAGAGAAGUUCGGACUAACAUUUACACGUGAUAAGCUUCUCUCUGAGUUACUAAAGAAACCAAUUACAACAUCUCAUGUCACUGGAUCCACAUUCAUUAAGAGGAGGGUCAGUAGUAAAAAAGUUUUCAUUGUACUUGAUGAUGUUGAUAGUUCUUCUCAACUAGAAGAAUUAUUGUGUGGACAACUAGAUGACCUUGGCCCAGACAGUAGACUCAUUAUUACUACGAGAAAUAGGCAUAUGCUUAGUGGAAGAGUUGAUGUGAUAUAUGACGUCACGCAAUGGAAGUUUCCAGAAUCUUUAAAGCUUUUUAGCUUAGCAGCCUUCAAGGAAAACCAACCUAAAGAAGGUUAUGAGGAUCUUUCAGAAAGAGCAGUUGCAUGUGCAGGAGGCGUUCCUUUAGCUUUAAAAGUAUUGGGUUCACAUUUUCAUUCCAGAGAUACUGAAUUUUGGAAAUGUGAAUUGAAUAAAUUUGAGAGCAAGAGGGAAUCCUUUAAGGAAAUUCAAAACGUGUUACAUGUGAGCUAUAAUGGAUUAUCAGAGCUAAACCAGGCAAUAUUUCUGGACAUUGCAUUCUUUUUCAAAGAUAGAAAUAAAGAUUACGUCAUAAGCAUACUAGAUGCGUGUGGUUUCUUCGCUACCAGUGGAAUACAAGUCCUUGAAGACAAAGCCCUUGUAACUAUUUCACGGGGCAAUAGAAUACAAAUGCAUGACUUGCUACAGGAAAUGGGUUUGGAUAUAGUUCGGAGAGACCCAGGAGGACGUAGCCGACUGAGGGAUAUUGGAGAUGUUCGUGAUGUACUUAACAAUAACAAGGGAACUAAUGCAGUUGAAGGCAUGGCAAUAGAUUUGUCUCAAAGAGUAGAUUUACGCAUAAGUGCCGACACAUUCAGCAUGAUGACCCGUUUAAGAUUUCUUCAAUUAUAUGUCCCCUGGGGUGAGGAGAGUUCUGCUGUCGUGAACCUUCCUCCAGCUCUUUUGCCAUUUUCGGAUAAAUUGAGGUACCUUGAGUGGUAUGGAUAUCCUUUGAAGUCUCUUCCAUCACCUUUUCGUGCUGAGCUGCUUGUUGAGAUUCGCUUGCCGCACAGCAAUAUUGAGUAUCUUUGGGACGGCAUGCAGGUGCGUGAACUUGUGAAUUUAGAGCUAAUGGACCUAACUGAAUGCAAACAGUUGAUGAAGCUCCCGAAUUUGUCUGGCGCGUCCAAACUCGAAUAUCUGGAACUCACCAAUUGUGCAAGUUUAUGCGAUGUUCACCCAUCUGUUUUUUUUAACGACACACUUGUUACUUUGCUACUUGAUGGAUGCAAAAAACUGGAAAGUCUAAUAUGUGAGAAGCAUUUGAGAUCUCUAGAGGAUAUCAGUGUUAGUGGCUGCUCAAGUCUGAAGGAAUUUUCAUUGUCCUCGGACUUAAUUGAAAACUUGGAUUUAAGCGAUACAGCAAUCGAAAGAUUGUACCCAUCAAUCGGUCGUCUAAGAAUGCUUGAGGAGCUCGAUCUAGAAGGUUUAAGACUUGAGAAUCUUCCAAAUGAGUUGUCUUUCCUACAAUUGAUUACGAAGCUUUGGAUUUCAAGCAGCGACAUAGUGACUAAACAGAAGUUACAUGUACUGUUUGAUGGUUUGCGAUCUUUAAAAAAACUAUAUUUGAAAGAAUGUUGUAACUUAUCUGAACUCCCAGACAACAUCAGUGGGUUAGCAUCAUUAGAGGAAUUGAGACUAGAUAGAAGCAGUGUGGAGACGUUGCCUGAAAGCAUCAAGGACCUCUCAAAUCUAAAAAUUCUGUCCUUAGAGAAUUGCAGGAAGCUUCAAUGUCUGCCAGAGCUUCCUCAGAAUAUAAAGUUGUUUAAUGCAGAUAACUGCACAUCAUUGGUGAGAGUAUCCACUUUAAAGACUUCUUCAGAAACAAUGUAUGUAAAGAAGAAAUGCUUUUGUUUCAAGAAUGCUAUGCAAUUGGAUGGACCUUCACUCGACUGCAUUGUUGAAGAUGCUCUAUUAACAAUGAAGAGUGCUUCACGUGGUAAUAUAUCCCUAGACGAAGACAGUUGGAAAAUCAUCUUCUACAAUUAUAACUCUACUGAGGUUUGUUUACCAGGAAGCAGAGUCCCAGAGCAGUUCAAAUACCGAACAACACAUUCCUCCAUAACUGUUGGAAUUGCUGGCGGCUUGGGAUUGAUUUUUUCGGCAGUUGUUUCUGCGUCCUAUGGAAUGGAGAAGGACUAUAAUGGUGCUAAAAUCGAAUGUCAAUGCUACUCGGAAGAUGGCAGAAAGGUGGGAUAUGCAUCAAGGCCUUAUUAUAUAAAAGUUUUCGAUUUGAACUGUGAUCAUAUUUAUGUAUGGUAUGAUGCAAGCCAUUCUCUGCACAUUCUCCGCAACGGUGAAUCAAAGGUUUGUUUUGAAUUCAGUGUUAGAACUGAUAUUGGGGAGCGCCAUGGCUUGUUCCGUGUGAAAGAAUGUGGGGUCCUUCCUGUGUACUUGGAAAGGGUGGACUCGGAAAUGGAAAUUGAGUCAGAAACAAUUGACGGAUUUGAUGAGAGGAAAGGCAAAGGAGUAGAAUCUGUUGAAAAAGAGACACACAAUCAGUUAAGAAAGAGACGCAAAAUCAGUUGAAAUCCAUUGAUUUCGUCUUUCCACCCAUCCCGUCCAACUGGAAUAUAGAAGAACAAAACACAGGGUUUGAAAGAUAUAGUCUCUCUAUUCCCUUGAAUGCAUAAAAGUGAUUCCGGGCUAGGUGCACCUACAGGGUUUGGUGGUUCUAUACAAAACUCUUCAUCAAGCAAAAUAGUAUGCUAAAAGGAUUUCCCUAAUGGUUGAGGAUUUGGUUGGCUUAUUUUAAUUCAGAAGAUAGUUUGUGAUUUCAUUAGGUUGAAGUGUUCAAAACUUCCUGUUUGGAGAAAAUAAGGCAAAAUAAAGGAGAAAAUCAUUUUUUUUGGAAUUAAUUGACUUGUAUGAAUUAUCUUGCAAAAGUUUCAACGAGAAAGAAUGGGAUGCCAUGUUUCAAACAGCUUACUGAUUUACAGCCUUGACUUAAUCCAGAGUAUGUAAUGCAAGAAAUUACAAAAGCUGGCUUUACUGAACCUACACCCAUUUAAUCUCAAGGUUGGCCAAUGGCUUUGAAGGGGCAUGAUCUGAUAGGAAUCGCAGAAACAGGAUCAGGGAAGACACUUGCGUACCUGUUGCCUUCCAUAGUGCAUGUAAAUGCUCAGCCAAUUCUAGAUCCUGGAGAUGGACCAAUUGUGUUAGUUUUGGCUCCAACUCGGGAACUUGCUGUCCUCAUACAACAAGAGGCUACUAAAUUUGGUUCAUCGUCAAAGAUUAAGAGUACCUGCAUCUGUGGUGGGGUUCCAAAGGGACCUCAGGUGCAUGAUCUCCAGAAAGGUGUUGAAAUUGUAAUUGCCACUCUGGGAAGGUUAAUUGAUAUGCUCGAGUCAAAUCAUACUAAUUUGCAGAGGGUCACAUACCUUGUAUUGGAUGAAGCUGAUAGGAUGUUGGACAUGGGGUUUGAUCCUCAGAUACGGAAGAUUUUGUCUCUCAGAUGUGAAGGAUGCGAAAUAUGUGAUAAAUUAUGACUUCCCGGGAUCAGAGGACUAUGUUCAUUGCAUUGGGAGGACUAGAAGUGCUGGUGCAAAAGGAAUUGCGUACACAUUCUUCACAGCUGCUAAUGCCAGAUUUGCAAUGGGAUGCGGUGCACAACGUCCGCCUUCAGGUCACCGAGGUUUCCAAGACCGUGGGAGGGGUUAUAUGGCAGUGCUCGUCCAUGGAGCUGAUUGAUUGAUGAACGUUAGGAAACUCCAAGAAUCCUGUCCUUUAUGUUGCUGCUGACAUAUUAUGUUGUCCUACUUGUAAAUUAGUGUUAACUUGUAAGAGUAGUGGUAGGAAUUCAGUGUUCUUGUUAAUUUAUUUCGUUCAAGUGUCCAUAUAACAUGUACCAUCAAACAAUUGUGUAUACAUCAUAGUUCAUACAACAACAAUUCAUUUUGCA